UCCAUUGCUAUGUAACUGUAUCGAUUAUUAAUCUUAACGGAAUUUUAACUGAAAUCUUCGUUUCUGUUAGAUUUUAGUUUUGAUCAUUAUGAUGCUGUUGUUUCAAUUCACUAUAUGUUUUAGAAGAAUUUCUAGUUCUCAAGUUUUGUUAAAUUUCAAGGAUAUUGAAAUAAUCGUGUGUAUAAUCUGUGAUUUCAAUGUUCGGUAGUGAAAUUGAGAAUCUGCAUAAUGCACCUACACAUCUAAUAGAAGGUGUGUCGGUGACACGUGUGUUAUGAACAACGUGCAAGUGUCUGACACUGACACCGGAACCGGCACGUACACAUGUGAUUACAUUGAAUCCUGUCAUUUUCUAAGAUUAUUAUUGGUCUCGUCGUGUCAGUGUAUGUGUCUAUGUUUGUCCUUCAAACUGACAAUUUAGAUUGGAGGCAUGCUGAAUCGCGUCAAUUUCUCAAGUUAUCACUAAUGCUGACUUGUCAUGCCGUGUCUGGUGUCUUUGUUAAUGCCUCAUAGCUGUUUUUAUAUGAUUCACGUGUUUUUCUAGUUGUUAGGAUCUUGGUCUUCUAAUUAUUAUGCUUUUAGGUGUCAGUGUAGUGUCAAUGCUCCAUAGCUAUUAUUUAUAUGAUUCACGUAUUCUAGUUAUUAGGAUCUUGGUGUUCUAACUAUGAUAAUUAUGAUGCCGUUGUUUCAAUUGACUCUAUGUUUUAGAAGAAUUUAUAGUUCUUAUAAGUUUUGUUAAAUUUCAAGGAUAUUGAAAUAACAGUGUAUAAUCUGCAAUUUCAAUAUUCGGUUGUGAAAUUGGGAGUCUGUAUAAUGCAGUUACUGUUUUUUCUAGGUAGAUAUAACACCAUCGAAGGUGUGGCGGUGUAUGACACGUGUCGGUGUCUGACAUUGACAGAUGUGAAUACAUUGAAUCAUGUCAUUUUCUCAAAUUAUUAUUGGUGUCGACGUGAGUGUCCGAUAUCUGUGCUUCAUACCGACACUUUAGAUUGGAGGAAAGUGGAACAAAUAGCAGAAGAAGCCGAAUCGUUAAGAGAGAGUUUGGAGAAAUAUAACUCAAGGAAUCAUAAACGAAUGAUGGAAGCUAAAGAAAGAGAAGAGCUUCUGGGAAGAGUUAACGGGGAUCCUAGUCAUGUUUUGAGAAUAUUCGACGAUGAUACGCAAGCGAUGCUGUCAGUUCGCAAUUCUGCACGUGAAUUGGAAAAUGCUAAUGCACUUGGAGAGACAAUACUUUCAUCUAUUCAUGGACAAAGGGAACGCUUGAAGAGUGCGCAUAGGAAAGCAUUGGAUGUUCUCAAUACAGCGGGGAUAUCAAACCGUGUUUUGAGGCUAAUUGAGAGACGUAACCGUGUUGAUCAAUGGAUCAAAUAUGCAGGGAUGAUUUUGACUGUCAUUUUCUUGUUUGCUUUUGUUCUAUGGAGACGUUAACACUCCCAGUUGUUGAAAAAUUGACAUUUCUCAAGUUCCUCUGUGGAAAAUGUAUAAAAUUUUGAUUUAAGGUCUAUCAAGGCUGACCAGCAGAGUAGGUUUUUCAGAAGAAAAAAAAUGCUCCUUAUAAAUCCCAUGUUUAUCACCGACACCCUAUAUAUCUUGGCGGAAUUGUCAAUGAAUGGUAUAUUAUAGUUUGUUCAGAUUCGUGACAGGAUUUAAUUCAGCCUUGCUAAAAUGAUUAAAUUCACUCUUGUUGAUUUGAUAAUAUCCGGUACAUUUAUUUGUUGUAUACCACAGUAUAUUGUAAUUUUCAUUGUAAUUGGUUUUCUUUUACAAGUGUUGAGGAUGGCGGAUUUAAUUCAGCCUUGCUAAAAUGAUUAAAUUCACUCUUGUUGAUUUGAUAAUAUCUGGUACAUUUAUUUGUUGUAUACUA
Medicago truncatula (barrel medic) is the source of this 1864-nucleotide messenger RNA. RefSeq names its product membrin-11. Gene Ontology annotation, biological process: vesicle-mediated transport; vesicle fusion. The record is from RefSeq and is a predicted model, not a curated record. The transcript is spliced from 4 exons. NCBI's taxonomy places the organism in Eukaryota, Viridiplantae, Streptophyta, Magnoliopsida, Fabales, Fabaceae. The coding region runs from base 814 to 1428 and encodes 204 amino acids. Gene Ontology annotation, molecular function: SNARE binding; SNAP receptor activity. Gene Ontology annotation, cellular component: SNARE complex; ER to Golgi transport vesicle membrane; late endosome membrane.